AUGGACUCCACGGCGACCACCAACCCGCUCGCGUGCGGCGGCCUGACGGCGCUCUCCCUACGCCUCCUCGGCGAGCUCGCUGAAACAGGCGCAAGCACCAACCUCGUCUUCUCGCCGCUGUCCAUCUACGCCGCGCUCGCCCUCACCGCCGCCGGCGCCCGGGGCGCGACUCUCCAGGAGUUCCUCGCCGUUCUCGGCGCGAGGUCCCGCGAUGAGCUCGCCGAGAUCGUCCGCGGCUUUACGGAGCAGGUCCUCGCCGACCGGCCGCUGACGGGCGGGCCGCACGUCUCGUUCGCGUGCGGCCUCUGGCACGACGAGACCCGGAAGCUGAAGCCCGCGUUCCGCGACGCCGCCGCACACUCCUACAAGGCGGAGACCCGCGCCGUCGACUUCCGAGAAAAGCCAGGGGAAGCCGUGAAACUGAUCAACGCGUGGGUGGCCGCGGCAACGAACAACCUCAUCGAUUCGAUCCUCACCGACGGGCAAGUGUCCAACGAGACCGACAUCAUCGUCGCCAACGCCGUCUACUUCAAGGGCAUGUGGGCAGGGCCUUUCAACAAGGAGUACACCGAGGACGACAAGUUCCACCGCCUCGACGGGAGCACCUUCGACGUGCCGUUCAUGCAGAGCGGGGCGAAGCAGUACAUCGCCUGCCACCAAGGGUUCAAGGUGCUCAGGCUUCAGUACAAGGACGGCCACCAGCGCUGUUCGCCCCCGUCACCGUUCUCCAUGUGCAUCUUCCUGCCCGACGCCCGCGACGGCCUCUCGGGCCUCAUCAGCAGGAUCGUCGCGUCGUCCAGCUCAGACUUCAUCCGCGAGCACCUGCCGACGAGCCUCGUCACGGUCGGCGAAUUCCGGCUGCCCAGGUUCAAGCUAACAUUCUCAAGUGACAUGUCAUCAGUCCUUCAGAGGUUGGGUCUCCAGGUAGCGUUCGAUCUAAAGGAAGCUGACCUGUGCGACAUGGUGGAGGACGAGGGCACCGGAAUGCCGUUGGCUCUACAGAGCAUCAUCCACAAGGCUGUCAUCGAGGUGAACGAAUACGGUACCGAGGCUGCGGCUGCCACCGCCUCUCGGAUGAAAGGCAUGGCUGCACCAAACAAAAACGCGCCAGUGCCAGUGGAUUUCGUCGCCGACCAUCCAUUUGUCUUCUUUCUAAUCGAGGAGGAGUCCGGCGCCAUCCUCUUUGCUGGGACCGUCCUCGAACCCUCGCCGUCGGUGCCUGGCGAGAAGCUUCUUCGCGGUGGCUCAGACUGCUCAGUGGACGACGAUGUUGACAUCGGGCCGGUUCAGUGCCAACUCACAAGUGAAAAUGCCAACCGGAGCCUACUGGCAUCUCUUCGCCACUGCCUCCGUUGCUUGUUUGGCUAAGGACUUAAAUGAACUUAUCAGUUAUCAGUUUGUGUUUGCAUGUACACUUCAUACAUAUUUUCCGAAGCAGCU
This is a messenger RNA of Lolium rigidum, 1440 nucleotides long. Its product is annotated as putative serpin-Z6A. Gene Ontology annotation, molecular function: serine-type endopeptidase inhibitor activity. The coding region runs from base 1 to 1368 and encodes 455 amino acids. The transcript is spliced from 2 exons. The record is from RefSeq and is a predicted model, not a curated record. Lineage: Eukaryota; Viridiplantae; Streptophyta; Magnoliopsida; Poales; Poaceae.